Molecule: messenger RNA, 1106 nt
Organism: Gavialis gangeticus (Gharial)
Lineage: Eukaryota; Metazoa; Chordata; Crocodylia; Gavialidae
Gene: MTERF1
Product: mitochondrial transcription termination factor 1
Biological process (GO): regulation of DNA-templated transcription; termination of mitochondrial transcription
Cellular component (GO): mitochondrial matrix
Molecular function (GO): double-stranded DNA binding
Source: RefSeq, a predicted model, not a curated record
GAAGUUUUCCUUCCCACAGAUAAUUAGCAAUGGAUUUGUGCAGCUUCUGAUUCCAAUGGCAGCCACAGGGCUGGUGCACAAGUGUAACUCCACCGUUUUACAAGAUGAAUUGUUUCUGGUAUGGAUUCUCAGCAGAGAUUGUACUCAAGCCUGUAUCUUCUAGGCUCUUUUGUCUGAAAGAAGAGAGUAGCAGUGCAGAAUCAGGCUAAGAGAAUUUUGUUUUAGUGAAAAAUUUGGCAGACAUGGGAGUGAAUGUCAAAAUAAUAAGAAAGCAAAACUCCAGCAUUUUAAAGAGAUUAAAAACAAAUGAAAAAGGCUUGAAACACUUUCUGAAGACCAAAGGGGCUAGUAAUGAAGUAAUUUCCAGCAUUAUCACUUAUUAUCAUUAUCCACAAGCCAUCAUAUGCUGUUCUGAGUCUCUUGAGAAAUGUUGGGAGCUAUGGCAGAGUAUUUAAGACUUGGAAAUUAUAAAUAUUUUGGAACGUUCCCCAGAAUCCUUUUCUCGUUCCAAUAACAAUGUCAAUAUGAAAUACAACAUUGUCUUUUUCUGCAAUAUUGGUUUAACCUCAAAAGACCUUUAUAACAUGUUGACCAGAGCACCAUGGGCAUUUUCUAACCAAGUGGACUGGAACCAGAAAAUGACUGACCUGCUACAUGAGAUCUGCUUGCCUUCAGGUAUUAAAAGCCCAAAUGACUUGGUAAGGGAGAUAAUCUCCAAAAAUAAUUUAAUCUUUGUAAGGAGUAGCAAGCGAGCUAACAUUGAGUUUCUGCAAUCAACUUUCAAGCUGGAUAAUGAGAAAUUACCUACCCUUUUAUAUGGCCAGGCAGUUGACAUUUUCGCCUUACGCAACGGAUAUAUGAGAAGAAGCUUUUUAAAUGUGAAAGAGAAGCUCAUCUCUCUUGGAUGGAUUGAAAAAGAUAUAAAUAGAUUUAUCCUUCGAUUUCCACAAAUAUUAUGUCUCUCAUCAAAUAACCUCAGUAGAAAAACAGAUUGUCUCUUAGAAGCAAAGAUUCAUGUUAAACAAAUAAUUGAAAGCUGUUUUGUUUUGGAUUGAGCUACUGGCACUUUAGAAAGCCGAAUCAAGGAAUUGGAAAAAAUUAUUUAG